GGGUACGCUUGGCCCUUCCCCGUCCUCGCCCCCUCCCGCUCGCCGUCCGCGGGCGCCAUGCGCGUCCAGCUCGCCGUGCUGGCGGCGGCCCUCGGCGGCGCCGCGGCGGCCGCGGGCUGCGGCGCCGGCGGCGCGCAGGGGUCCUGCGCCGCCGGAGGCGAGGACGAGCAGGCCCUGCUGCAGGUGAGCGAGAGCGCACGGGCACGCGCGGCGGCGACCCGGCGCCUGGAGGGCGCGGAGGCGCCGUCGGCGCUCGACCGCAGCUUGCAGGCGAAGAAGCCGACGCCGGCCACUGCCGAGCGGCUGAGGAGCGCGGUCGAGAGCGAGGUCGACAAGGAGUAUCCGGAGGGCUUCACCACGUGCAACCUGAGCCAGAGCAACUGCAGCCUGGCCGACAUGAGCCGGGAUAUGUCCGCGAUGAUUUACCCGGGCGGCAGCACGAGAUGCCUUGACUCGAGCUCACCAUAUUGGUCGGCGGAUUUCUUCCAGGUGGUGCGCGGUGACCCCGACAAGUUGGUGAUACAGUUCCAGGCAGGGGGGGCGUGCUGGAGCGAGGCCACGUUCAAGCUCGGCGUGUGCAACAGGCAGUGCAUGCCCGACUCGAACGGCAUGUUUAACAGGGGCCAGGCGGCCAACCCUUUCAAGAACUACACAAUCGUGAACAUCCUGUACUGCAGCGGGGACAUGUUCGUGUCGAACCAGACCAGUUCGUGGGGCGGCGGGGAGGUCCAGCAGGUCGGCCUGUCGUGA
Prorocentrum cordatum is the source of this 750-nucleotide messenger RNA. Lineage: Eukaryota; Dinophyceae; Prorocentrales; Prorocentraceae. The record is from the annotation of a GenBank genome assembly.